Messenger RNA from Cryphonectria parasitica EP155, 483 nucleotides. RefSeq lists its product as uncharacterized. The coding region runs from base 1 to 483 and encodes 160 amino acids. The transcript has 5 exons. NCBI's taxonomy places the organism in Eukaryota, Fungi, Ascomycota, Sordariomycetes, Diaporthales, Cryphonectriaceae. The record is from RefSeq and is a predicted model, not a curated record.
AUGUCGCACGAUCCGAAUCCGCACGCUGCGGUGGCCUAUCCAAGGUACCCAUACAACCGGCUUCCUUUCAACACCCAGAGCAAAGGCACCAAUCACUGCGCACAGGAGACAUCUCAGCAGGGCUUGGUCGAAUACAUGGACUAUCAAGCGCCAGCCCAUAUUUUAGCUGCGGAUUCCUAUCCUGCUCGUCUUCAAAUUGAGGGGUACAAAAUCGCGCCACAUGCCGAUGCCAUCCAGCGCGCGCAGUGUAUGCAACUGGUGCCUACCAACACUCCCGUGGGGUAUCCUACGAUAGCAACCAUGCUUCGGUCGUCGUCGUUGGCGAGACUGCCGUGGACCCCGCCAGUGCAAGUGCCCCAAGGGAUAUUGAUAUGCUUCAUUGACUUUUUCAAUUCACUUACUCCAGUGACGCACGUUGCCAACCACGCCAUGCUCACCCCGAUCCCCUUCACAGUCAUUGUCGACUGUGCCAUUAUCGAGUAG